Bufo bufo (common toad) is the source of this 2021-nucleotide messenger RNA. RefSeq names its product POU class 2 homeobox 2 (gene POU2F2). Gene Ontology annotation, cellular component: nucleus. The transcript has 14 exons. The record is from RefSeq and is a predicted model, not a curated record. Bases 53 to 1615 code for a protein of 520 amino acids. Gene Ontology annotation, biological process: regulation of transcription by RNA polymerase II. NCBI's taxonomy places the organism in Eukaryota, Metazoa, Chordata, Amphibia, Anura, Bufonidae. Gene Ontology annotation, molecular function: RNA polymerase II cis-regulatory region sequence-specific DNA binding; DNA-binding transcription factor activity, RNA polymerase II-specific.
CUUUCUUCUAUCUCCUGUGACCUCCACUCGUCUUCAGCUCCCACUUCUCAUCAUGGUGAUCUCUAAUCACUGGGCAACAGAAAUAAGAAUGUCUAAACCGGGACAUCUCGGCAAACUGCACGCAGAAGGGGGAGUCUCAGAUGGUGAGAGGAACGGCGCAGAUUCUCUCCAUGAGGUGCAGCAAAGUAAGGGAUCUCCCUUCUCAAUGUCUCCAAAGAUUACAGAUGAAGAAUGUGGGGAGCGGUCCCCAUCCCUUCCUGGCACACCAGUUCCCCCAAUGCCUUCUGCUCCUCCAACCCCACAGGCCUCUUCUGCCCCUCAGCAACCACCUACCUCCCUUCCCCAAACACAGCUCCUCCUUGCUGGCAGCCAGCUGGCUGGGCUCACUGCACUCCUCCCUGCACAGCAACAGUUGCUUCUCCAGCAAGCUCAGCUUCUCGCAGCCGCUGUCCAGCAAUCCAACGCCGCCGCCAGCGCCUCCCAGUCAGGGUCUGACUCCCAUUCUACCCCCAACAGCCAACAGCAACCCCACCAACUUGCUUUGUCCCAGCCCAUCCACCUCACUGCACAGGAUAUCCAGCAACUGCUGCAGCUCCAGCAACUGGUCCUCGUUCCCGGGCAUCAUCUCCAGUCCCCAACACAGUUCCUGCUGCCCCAAGCGGGGCAAGGCCAACAAGGCCUCCUUUCUGCAUCAAAUCUCUUCCAGCUACCUCAACAGAGCCAGGGGAAUCUCAUCCCGGGUCAGCCCAGGCCUGGCCUUCCCUCUCAGGCUGUGUCCCGUCCUGGACACCAGGACCCACCAAUAUUGUCACACACGGAAGCAGCGUCCCACCCUGAGGAGCCCAGCGACUUGGAGGAGUUGGAGCAGUUUGCCAGAACCUUCAAGCAGCGUCGGAUUAAACUCGGAUUCACUCAGGGGGACGUCGGCCUGGCCAUGGGAAAGCUGUAUGGCAAUGAUUUCUCUCAGACAACGAUCUCCCGAUUCGAGGCACUUAACCUGAGCUUCAAGAACAUGUGCAAGCUGAAACCAUUGCUCCAGAAGUGGCUGAGCGAUGCAGAAACAAUGUCCGUAGACAGCACACUGCCGAGCCCCAACCCUCUGAACAGUCCUGGGGGAGGCUAUGAAGGGCUUCCUGGUCGUAGACGGAAGAAACGCACCAGCAUCGAGACCAAUGUGCGCUACGCACUGGAGAAAAGUUUUAUUGCGAACCAGAAACCUACCUCUGAGGAGAUCCUGGUGAUUGCUGAGCAGCUGAACAUGGAGAAGGAGGUGAUCCGCGUGUGGUUCUGUAACCGCCGGCAGAAGGAGAAGCGCAUCAAUCCCUGUAGCAGUAUGCCACUUAUUCCCUGCCAGGGCAAGGGACAACUGUAUGGGAGCCAUAUGGUGUCUCCCCCGGUGUCUGCCCCCACGAUCACUUCCCAGGCUUCCAGUAUUCUCAGCACAACAGUGACUACCUUACCUUCCGCAGUGGGGUCUCUCAUACAUCCUCGUCCACCCUCCAACACAGCGCCCCCAUCUGCCACCCCCCCUCCAAGCAACAGCACAAGUGCAAGUCCCCAGAGCAGCACCCAUUCUGGGCUCAGUCUGACAGGACUCAGCCCCAGCGCAGGGUAAGUAGUGAACUGGGAAGGUGGCAUCGGAGCAGAUGGCCGCUCUGUGCACAGCAUGGCACUUCAUGUAUGUUAGACCCGUCCCAUGUGACAAGCUGGUGGGAAUUUCCGGAUGAUUAUGUAUUAUGGACGGCGUCAGUUUGGCACUAAAUAGUUAUUGGAGAUUGUCUUUCCCAUCUUAUCCAUAUUCUUGGUCUUGCAGGGGCACAGUGCUCGGGGUCAGCCCGGGGUUGAACCCAGCCCUCAUGGCUGGAAACCCACUGGCCACCAUCCAAGGUUUGUAGGACAGGAGGAGUCGCAUGGCCUCUCACAUUCAUAGCAUGCGUCAUCACAUUCGUAUUGAUGGACUGUGACGUUUCCAUCACAUUGCAGCCGUACACCACAUCUGUGAACAUGGCGGCCGCCUCACA